Molecule: messenger RNA, 285 nt
Organism: Lemur catta (Ring-tailed lemur)
Lineage: Eukaryota; Metazoa; Chordata; Mammalia; Primates; Lemuridae
Product: general transcription factor IIH subunit 5-like
Exons: 1
Coding region: 1-285 (94 amino acids)
Biological process (GO): nucleotide-excision repair, preincision complex assembly; nucleotide-excision repair; transcription initiation at RNA polymerase II promoter
Cellular component (GO): transcription factor TFIIH holo complex; transcription factor TFIIH core complex
Source: RefSeq, a predicted model, not a curated record
AUGGGAGGCACAGCUGGGUCUGUGGGCGGAGCAUUCUUGAGGUCAUCUGCACCUUCUGACAGGGAAAAGAUAGUCAACAUCUUGAAAGGAGUGCUUAUAGAAACUGAUCCUGCCAUGAAGCAGUUUCUGCUGUACUUGGAUGAGUCCAACGUCCUGGGGAAGAAGUUCACCUCGCAAGACAUUGAUGAAACUCAUGUCUUUGUAAUAGCAGAGUUGGUUAAUAUCCUCCAGGUGCGAGUGGGUGAAUUAAUGGACCAAAGUGACUUUUCCCUUACUCAGAAGUGA